This is a messenger RNA of Hibiscus syriacus, 921 nucleotides long. RefSeq names its product tubulin alpha-4 chain-like. The transcript is spliced from 4 exons. Gene Ontology annotation, biological process: microtubule cytoskeleton organization; mitotic cell cycle. Gene Ontology annotation, molecular function: structural constituent of cytoskeleton; GTP binding. Gene Ontology annotation, cellular component: cytoplasm; microtubule. The record is from RefSeq and is a predicted model, not a curated record. Bases 1 to 768 code for a protein of 255 amino acids. Lineage: Eukaryota; Viridiplantae; Streptophyta; Magnoliopsida; Malvales; Malvaceae.
AUGUGGAUGACCGACUUACCUCCAGCUCUCAUUAGCAGCAAGGAAGAUGCUGCCAACAACUUUGCUCGUGACCACUACACCAUUGGCAAGGAGAUCGUCGACUUGUGCUUAGACCGUAUCAGAAAGCUUGCUGAUAACUGCACUGGUCUCCAAGGGUUCCUUGUUUUCAAUGCUCUUGGUGGAGGCACUGGUUCUGGUCUUGGUUCUCUCCUUCUGGAGAGUCUGUCCGUUGAUUACGGCAGGAAAUCCAAGCUGGGUUUCGCUGUCUACCCAUCUCCUCAAGUCUCUACUUCUGUUGUUGAGCCCUACAACAGUGUUCUCUCGACUCACUCUCUUUUGGAGCACACCGAUGUAUCUGUUCUUCUUGACAAUGAGGCCAUCUACGACAUUUGCAGGCGCUCUCUCGACAUCGAGCGACCCACUUACACCAAUUUUAACCAUUUUGUCUCUCAGGUGAUCUCCUCUUUGACUGUUUCACUAAGGUUCAAUGGUGCAUUGAACGUCGAUGUAACCGAGUUCCAGACCAACUUGGUCCCCUACCCAAGAAUCCACUUCAUGCUUUCGUCUUAUGCUCCAGUCAUCUCUGCCGAGAAGGCUUACCAUGAACAACUAUCAGUUGCUGAAAUCACCAACAGUGCUUUUGAACCCUCUUCUAUGACGGCCAAGUGCGACCCUUGUCAUGGUAAGUACAUGGCUUGCUGUUUGAUGUGCCGUGGUGAUGUCAUGCCCAAAGACGUCAACGCUGCCUUUGCCAUCAUCAAGACCUAGCGCACCAUUCAGUUUGUGGACUGGUGCCCCACCGGAUUCAAGUGCGGCGUCAACUACCAGCCUCCCACCGUUGUUCCUGGUGGUGAUCUUGCUAAGGUCCAGAGAGCUGUUUGCAUGAUUUCCAAUUCGACCAGUGUUGCCAAGGUGUUCUCU